GGUCUGUAGGGAGCAGCUGCUGAUGGUUGGAAAGAUAGUGAGCUUCGUUGCCACUGAAAUUUCACAACACAAAAUGAAAUGAUAGCGGUAUGUGACGUUAUCAAGAGAUGACAUUGUUUACCUGCGCUGCACUGCUUUUUACCUCAAUGAUCAGUCCCUCCCAUUCCUCUUGUCACUGAGUACAAACCUGAGUUGGCAGACAUGCUGGAUGCUACCAACACGAGGACAGAGGAUCAUCUGUUUAGCGGGUUUGAGAGGACCAUGGAUAACGUCAGCUGGGGAUUGAUUGUAGAUGCCAACACGUCUCUUCAGAAUGAACUUCCCUCUUGUAAUACACUGAGGAACCAGGCUUCUCGAGUUUUCCUGUAUGCCUUCCUCUCUGUUGGCAUUGUCUGCACUGUGGUGGGCAAUUUCCUGGUGGUCUUGUCCAUUGCCUACUUCAAGCAGCUACAGUCGCCGACCAACACCUUCGUUAUGUCCCUUGCUGUGGCUGAUUGCCUGGUUGGACUGGUGGUGAUGCCGUAUAGUAUGAUUCGGACUGUGGAGGGAUGUUGGUACUUUGGCAUCUUUUUCUGUGGGCUUCACUCAAGCCUGGAUGUCAUGCUCUGCACAGCCUCCAUAUUUCAUCUCAGCUGCAUUGCCUUCGACCGCUACUACGCUGUCUGUAACCCGCUUGUCUACUCUUUAAAGAUGUCCCCCAGUCGGGUAGCUUUCCUUAUUGUUGUGUGUUGGGCUGUUCCCAUGCUUAUUUCCUUUUGCCCCAUAAUGCUGAAUCUCCAUAUUGCUGGUGUUAACAUCCUUCUCCCUGAAGAUGUAUGCGUGUUCUUGGUCAAUCGCAUUUACGCUGUCAUGGCUUCUUUGGUGGCCUUCUACUUGCCAAUGGCUAUCAUGCUAAUAGCCUACUGGAAGAUCUUCAAAGCUGCCAAACGACAGGCCAUGCAGAUCACCGCCAUGGAAAGCCAGAUGGCUUCUGGAGUGGGCAAAGACUCGAGUAAGAAACAAAGGCACCGUAACACUAUGAGGAGGGAAAGGAAGGCAGCAAAAACUUUGGGUAUCAUCAUGGGGGUGUUCCUUCUCUUCUGGAUGCCCUUCUUUACAGUUAACAUUGUAGACCCCUUCAUUGACUACAGCACAGAAGUGGUCGUUUGGGACAUAUUCUUGUGGCUGGGAUAUAUCAACUCAUCUUUAAAUCCCUUCCUGUACGGCUUCUUCAAUCGUUCCUUUCGUAGGGCAUUCCUAAUGUUCAUAGGCUGCAGGGUGUGCCUGCCUGGGUCCUCACCUGGGAUGGAGCUAUCACAUACUCGGAAAGAGGCAAAUGACAGAGCAGAGAAACGAUAAAAUAAGGAUUGUAUCUGUAUUUUUGAGUAGGCACGGGAUGGUUAAGUAAUGUCGUAAGGUCGGAGGUUUGGAAUAUAUGUAAGGCAAGUCCCUGGAAGAAGCCACAUUAAAGGUGAACAGAAGAAAAUGAAGGUACAUACCUUAUAGUCACUUUCAGUUCUGCUCUUUCUUAAGACGUUGACUCAGAAGCAAAACUAAAGUCAACAGUCACAAUUUACGUAGAAUUUUGGAGCAGUCACCUAUAGUCUGGCUGUAUCAACCAAGCAAGGGGUGGACAUAAUAGCUGCAAUGCAUUUGGAGCUUCAGUUAUUGUUUGCCAUUUUCAUUUUGACUAUUUCAAAAGCAUAUCUCCACUACAUUUCUGAAACAAAAAUAACUCAUGUUUUGUAGAGGAAUGAGCAACAAGUGAGGGAGCACUUCAAAGACAGCAGUGGUUUCAGAUGACUGUGGGAAAAUGCAGACAUCCUAAUGAACUCUCAGAUAAAAGCAAAGUUACACACGUUUUAAGGUAAGAGUGUCAAAUUACAUGAAAGGCGAGGCAUAUAUUUAAUUGUUCCUGCCAGUGCCACAUGUGUAUAAUAAUAAAAGCAGCCUUAAACACAGAUAAAGUGUGCAUAAACAUUUCAUAACUUGAAACUUAUCUUACACAAACUCUAAAUUAGAACCUCUAUUUUUAAUCACCUUGGUCUUUCCUCAAAUUUUGUAGAAAAUUGUUCAAAACUUAAAGGUCCUCUGGGGAACUUUGUGUUUGUGUUGAUUUUGGCGCCCCCUCUGGACAAAAUGAUACAUCUUACAUGUUUGCUUAUUUUGUCCAACACAUGAGUAGGUGGUGUUUUCUAACAAGAAAAAAAUCUGGUCUGGCUUUAACAAUGAAAUGUAUUUCUCGUGAAAAUUUGUGGUGGAAAAAGUAAAGACAUGUUUUUUUCUCAGCAUGCUAUAAAUUGUCUCGGCUGAAGCCUACCUCCUCGCAGUGUCUUUGGGCAUUAAACAUUACAGUAUAGAAAUGUGUGUCUUUUUAUUCUUGUCAAUCUUGUUGUCAAUGGUCUCAUUUGUAGGUCAU
Messenger RNA from Notolabrus celidotus (New Zealand spotty), 2398 nucleotides. RefSeq names its product 5-hydroxytryptamine receptor 4. The record is from RefSeq and is a predicted model, not a curated record. Gene Ontology annotation, cellular component: membrane. Lineage: Eukaryota; Metazoa; Chordata; Actinopteri; Labriformes; Labridae. Gene Ontology annotation, molecular function: trace-amine receptor activity. Gene Ontology annotation, biological process: adenylate cyclase-activating adrenergic receptor signaling pathway. The coding region runs from base 202 to 1338 and encodes 378 amino acids. The transcript is spliced from 4 exons.